This is a messenger RNA of Symbiodinium necroappetens, 636 nucleotides long. NCBI's taxonomy places the organism in Eukaryota, Dinophyceae, Suessiales, Symbiodiniaceae. The record is from the annotation of a GenBank genome assembly.
AUGGAAGCAGCAGCGAGAGUGCAGGAUUGCUCGCCUCCCAGGAAGGUUAAUGGCCAGGCCAUCGUCUUAAGAGAAUCAGAAACUGAGGGCUACGAAGUCCUGUUGCAGCUGAGAUCAAGGGCCAUGAAGGCUAUGCCAGGAUAUCUUGGAGCCCUCGGAGGCUGCAGAGACUCGACAGACAAGGACAGUCGCGAGACCGCUAAACGGGAAGUGCACGAAGAGUGUGGCUUACAACAGUCCAGCAUCCUCAUGGAGCCCACAAAGUUUGCGGAGGGAGCCAAGUGUGACUGGUUUGUCAUGAUGGUACGCAGAGAUGCGAAGUUCCAGAAAGCAAAAAGCCGUGCUGAAUGUGGAGACGUGACUACAGUACUUGCCCUUCUGCCACCUUCUGCUCAGAAGGCUGACUGCUAUGGCCAUGCAUGGGUGCCGACCGAGCACUUGUCCCAGAUCGAUGAAGAACAGCCAUUGAUGGGUGGUCUUGUGGACCGCAUCCGAAGGGCGGUUCUCAAGCUCCAGGCACCAGACCCAUCUCAUCCGGAAGAUCCGCCGGCUGACCUUCCAUGCGACGACCUCGAUGCGGUUGACGUACCGCCCGAGGCAACAGAGCCAGUGGUGGAAAUUGCAGCCGCAAGCUGA